AUGGAUUUCUUAGAAAAUUAAUUAAAAAAAUUUACAAGUAUUCUUGGCUACAUUUAUUAUUAGGUAAUAUUAUCAAAUAUCUUUUUAAAGGAAGUUCAUAUGGCAUGGCCUUUUGUUAAAUAUUAUUGUGUUUAAAUUGUGUUUACAUAUAUGACUUACUCAUUAUAAUAAUAAUACAUAUGGAUUAGUAAGAUAAUUUAAUUAUUUAGUUAUGAUGAAAUUCAAGAAAAGGAGAGAAACAGGUAUUUAAGUAUUAGCUAAUCACAGUAUUUUACUAAAGGUAUUAACUAAAAUUUUUGAAGCUAAUGUUUUAAUAGUUUAAUAGAAAAAGUAACAAUAUACUAGAUGUAGAAUUAUAAAUAAUGUAUUGAUUAUUAUAAUAAAGUUAUUAAUAUUCCAAAGGAUCAUGCAUUUGCUUAUUUUAAUAAAGGUAUUGGAUAUGCUUAUUUAAGGAAUCACUUUAUCAAAAUUAUAGAAUUUUAAAGAUGCCCUUAUAAAUUAUAAAAAAGCUUUAAAUAUAAUUUCAUAAAGUGAUGAAAUAUGUUUAUAUAAAGGUAAUUAAUUGAACUUAAAAUAAUAAUAUGCUUGAUUAUUAAUAAAAUUUCAAGUAUUAUAAAAUUAAUUGAAACGUUUUGAAGAAGCCAUAGAAUUUUAUGAUAGGAAAAUAGAAAUCAACUUUAAUAUUGAUCAGACAUACUAUAAUAAAGGUAAUCUAAAUAAUAAUAUUAUUGAUUAGCUUGAAAGUUAUUUAGAAGCUGUAGAAUCAUGUAAUAAAGCAAUCAAUAUUAAUUCUAAUAAUCAAAAUUACUAUAAUAGUCGAGGUUAUUAUUUUUAUGAUGAAUUUUAGAUUAGCAUUAAUUAUAUAAAAGAUAUUUUUCGUUUUACAUAAUCUUAAAUAAGCUAUAAAAGCUUAUGA
Paramecium pentaurelia is the source of this 916-nucleotide messenger RNA. NCBI's taxonomy places the organism in Eukaryota, Ciliophora, Oligohymenophorea, Peniculida, Parameciidae. The record is from the annotation of a GenBank genome assembly.